Dermatophagoides farinae (American house dust mite) is the source of this 2892-nucleotide messenger RNA. RefSeq lists its product as uncharacterized. Gene Ontology annotation, biological process: fibroblast growth factor receptor signaling pathway. NCBI's taxonomy places the organism in Eukaryota, Metazoa, Arthropoda, Arachnida, Sarcoptiformes, Pyroglyphidae. Gene Ontology annotation, cellular component: cytoplasm. The record is from RefSeq and is a predicted model, not a curated record. Gene Ontology annotation, molecular function: transmembrane receptor protein tyrosine kinase adaptor activity; fibroblast growth factor receptor binding.
UUGAAUUAUUUGUUGAAUCGAAUAUAAUUUUUUUCGAAUGACAUUGAAUUUUUUUUCUCAUUUUCAUCUUUUUAUCGUUCUCACUUUAACCACUUGAUUCGGUCGAUCGGUACAUGCAAAACGAAAAAAAAACCUAAUCAUUAUUGUCAACACAUCCACAGUGUGAAAUGAUUUAAUUUCCAAAGAAUGAUUCAUUUUAAAUCAAAUUCCAUUCGAAUCAUUCGAAUUUUAUUUUUUCGAUUUUGUUUUUUGUUGUUGUUGAUAACUGCUUCGAUGAUUGUGUGGUGGUAAAUGCAAUCGAAAUUGUUUUCAACCACAACCAAAAAACAGCCGAUCAGUAUCAACGAUUAUAAUCAACAAUAUAAAUCAAUUUUAGCAAUGAAAAAUCUUCAAACAUUUACAACAAAACAUCAUCACUAUCGACUAUAAUCCUAUUGGACGAUUCAUCGAAUGUUUUUGUUUUUAUGUGCAUAAUAAUACACACAGCUAUUCAGCAUCUGACGAAUAACAAAAACAAAAAAAAAACGGCAACGAUUAUCAUCAAGCAUCAUCAUCAAAAUUAUAUUUAUAUUUUUUUUUCUUGUGAAAGAAAAACAUUUAAAAAAACGUCGCGACAUAAUCGAAAUUCUAUGAUAAAAUAAUAAUUGUAAAAAACAUAUAGAAAUAUCAUCAUCAUCAUAUCAUUCAAGACGGCGACAAAAAGUUUCCAUAUUUUUUUUCGUCUCAAGAUUAUAUUUGAUUAUCAUGGAUAGUAUGGUGGUGGUGAUGAGGAUCAUAUAACAUUGUAAUCAUCAUUGAUUCGAUAAAUGAACAACGUCAAUCUAAUAAACACACGAUACACAAAAUACGAGCCAAAACGACAAAGAAAAGAAAAAAUUUAAUUUCAACAACAACGAAAGUUGAAGAGUUAAAUAUUUGAAACAAAAAUUGAAUACCAUUUACGAUCCAUGAAUGUGAUUUUUUUUAUCUUUGAUCUUUUCAACAUACACAAAUAUCCGAAUAAUUACAAAACGGACAAAAAUGGGUUGUGCAUAUUCAAAUCAUAAUAAACGUUCGAAAACGAAAUCGAAUAAUAAUGUUCAAAUGAUUAAUCGUAAUGGAGUUGUCAAUGAUUCUGCUAGAAAUCGUCAUCGUGAUGCAAAUGACAAUUCAAAUCAGCGGCGUAUUUUUGAGGCCACAUAUCUUUCAUUGAAUGGACUAAGACAAUCUGGUCAAAUUGAAAUAACCGAUAAUGAAUUGGUAUUUCAAUAUGGGGAUAAUAAACGCCUUGAUUGGCCAUUAAAAUAUCUUCGUGGAUAUGGCUGUUCUGAUGGAUGGUUUAGUUUUGAAUGUGGUCGUAAAUGUUUAACUGGACAAGGACAUCAUAUAUUUGAAUGUUCACGUGCCGAUCAAUUGUUGAAUACAUUAGUUCAGCAGAUUGGAGUAAUGUCCAGUUCCAUUAAUCAGAUUCAUAAUAAUAGCGCCAAUCAACAACAUUUGUCACAUUCCCAUUCACAAAUGAGCAAUGAUUUGGUUUCACUGUCCAACAAUGGUCCAUUACAUGAAUAUCAGAAUUUGACAUCAUUUACAAAUGAUUUGAGUAGACCUGGAUCAAAUUUAGAUCAUGUAAUACCCGUUAAUAGCCAGAUGCCAACAACAAGAUCAUCGAGUAGUACAGGUGUACAUACAUACCUCAAUUCGACUGUGAUAAAUGGACAAAUGAAAUCACAGCCAAACUAUUAUAGCACAAAUCCAAUGUCACACAACAGUAGUGGAGCAUCAUCACGUUUGACUGGAUCAAAACAUUCAUUAGAUGAAACCGAAUUAAAUGGUGUUGGUCAUAAUUAUCGAUGGUCAUCAUCCGGUAUCGGUAAUCAUUCGUACGAUUCACGUACAUUGCCUUCUUCAAUGAUGCGAAAAGAAAGUUCUACAUCACAUGCAUAUGUCAACGCAUCGAAUGUUGGAAAUACUACUAUUAAUAAUAAUGACACAAAAAACAAUCGUAUUCGAAGAAGUAGUGAUUCUAAUCAUGAUCAUCUUUAUCUAAAUCAUCAUCAUUUACAUUCAUACAAUAUGAACAUGAUAAAUGCAAAAAAGUUGGAACAGAUUCAAGCCAAAAUGGAUGAAUCAGAUAAUCUGGGAACAUUUUGUUAUGUCAAUUUUGAUCAGAAUGUGAUUAAGAAUCGAAAAUCGACGAUCAGUGGAUUCAAAAAUCGUUUUAGUAAUAAUAAUUCCCGGGUGGUCACACCAGAAUCCUAUGUUCAAUUAGAUUUGAAUAGUAAAAUUGACGGUGAUAUUGAUACAAAUAAUAGCCUACAACAACAACAACAACAACAGCAGCCUAACAGUCUUGUGGAUACAGAUGGUGAUCAAAUCAAUAAUGCCAAUGGUGGUGGUGGUGGUGGUGAUGCUGAUUCAUUAAUCAAUCGAAAAUAUUCAUCAUCUAGUAUGGUCGCGAUAAAUGGUCAAUGUAUUCCGGCAAAUAUGACGAAAAUUAAUGACAAAUUUUCAUUCGUGAUAAUCAAUAAUAAUAAUAAUAAUGAUAGUCAUAAUGGAAUCGUUAAUGAUUCGAAUCGAAUUCGACGAAAUUCAACAAACAAUCUGAAAACAUCGAAUAAUAAUGGUGUUUCAAAUUUUUCUCAAACAAUAGGAAUCCCAACUACAACGACGACCACAACUGUUCCAUACGCUCAGAUUGAUUUUGCCAAAACAUUAGCAUUACAAGCAUCGACAGCUAAUCAUCGAAAAUUAUAGUCAAAUUUUAGAAAACAUUAUAUUACUUUAAGAACUUAUUACACACACACACACACACCUUAAAGACCUUAUAUCCAAUUUUACAAGAUUGAAUCAAAAAAAAACUAGUGGGACCGAAUUAUUCAUUUAUUCAAUUGUUUUUUUUUAAAUUUGUUUUCG